This is a messenger RNA of Scutellospora calospora, 280 nucleotides long. NCBI's taxonomy places the organism in Eukaryota, Fungi, Glomeromycota, Glomeromycetes, Diversisporales, Gigasporaceae. The record is from the annotation of a GenBank genome assembly.
UGUCGUUGAUAGUCGUCUUCGUCGAUGUCAUUAUUGGUGUCUUGUCGUUCUUGUCGUUUGUCAGAGUCACCGUUUGUCAACGUUUCGCUUGUUGAAGUCGUUUUUUGUCGACGUUUUGCUUGUUGGUGUCGUCGUUUUCUGGUGUCGACAUUUAUUGAAGGCAUUGUCGUUUAGUCAUCGUCGUUUGAUGGUAGUUUCGCUUUUGCCGUCGUUACCAUCUGUUGACGUCGUUUUCUGGUGUCGACGUUAUAGACGUUGUCGUCCAGUCGUCGUCGUUUGA